This is a messenger RNA of Zootermopsis nevadensis, 1171 nucleotides long. NCBI's taxonomy places the organism in Eukaryota, Metazoa, Arthropoda, Insecta, Blattodea, Termopsidae. The record is from RefSeq and is a predicted model, not a curated record.
UGGCAGCGAACGUGUUGUGAAUGGAAGUACAUUUUUUUGUUCUAGUCUCCUGACUGCGCGUACUCGUAGUACUACGAAAUACUUCAAAUAUAAAAAAAAGUAACGGGAUAAAUAGUGAUGUAUUUGCAAGAAGUUUUGUCGUAAAUGUUUCCUUGUGUUUUCGCUUUAGCUCUGUCAAACGGGGAACUGAUAUAACGUAGUCGGCGAGAGAGCGCAUCGUCAGUAGAUAUUGCAUGAAGUGUGAGAAGAAUUCAGAAGAGGACAGUGGCUUGUUCGACCUGUGUGGACAUGGGGGGGCGAUGUGUCGGGAGCCUCGAGUCAUGAACUGGAGAUGAGUGAAGGCGGGAGCCAGGGUCCAGAUUCCCUGGGCUCUGCCUAUCCGGGGACGGGAGGUGGUGGGGGCGGUGGCUAUCAGCAGCAACCCCCGUCGCAGCCUCCGACUCCAUCUUCCACGGUCCAGGACACGGGCGGCUAUAAGGAUGACUUCUCUGGAGGCGACGUCAAUGGGGCAUCCAAGUCGUCCUCAUCUUCGGGUCUUCCGCCCUUCAGCUCCUUCUCUGCGGCGGAUGUGGCUGAAGGAUUGGGGUCCAGACUUUCUGGAGAUGCCUUUGGAGAGGGUUUAACUGGCCGGCUGCUGGACAUCUCCUCCUGGGACUAUUAUGAAGGCCUCACUGGAAGAUUGUUGGACCGUGGAGACGGGUUGCCCAUGCUGGUGCCGCAGCCCCAGUACCGCCCCUGGGAGAGCAAAGGCCCAGAUGGUUUUCAUCAUGAUACACUACUCAAGUCAAUUGCCCCGGCAGGACCCGCUGCCAUCCCUGCUUUCACCGAUUCCUUCUCCGGAUCUGCUGCGGCGAACAAGCUUCCGUCUUUCCAGUCGCAGUUCAAUGCUUUCCCACAAGAGCAGACAGUCACGGGCAACAACGGGGAAGUCCUCACUACCCUGACAGCCGCCUCGCCUUCGCCUUCCUCGUCGUCUUCCGGCCUCCCGAGUUUCCACACGUUGUCUGCCGUGAAUCCCCGCCCAGGUUACCCUCUGGUUCCUGCUCCUGUUCAAGCCAGAGAGAUUCCUGCGAUCCAAUUACAAGAUGCCUCCGCAGCAGCUGACACAGCUGCACCACAGCAACUUUCAGAACCCGAUGGGUGUUCUGGACAUCAACAAGAUGGGAGCUGA